AGAGAGGCUGAUGGGAUAGCAGGCGUGGUCGUGGGCGAGGACGACUGGUCGGCCGACCCGCGGAGGAAGAGGCCGACGAAGGGCGGCAGCCGCCUCUUCAUCGGCGCCGCCAUCGACGGGAAGUCGGAGUACUUCCCCACGCUGUCCAGCAGGAAGCUGGUGGCGGACGAGGAGAGCGUCAACAUGUUCUCGCUGGUCUACCAGGACGAGUUCGUGUCCUCGCAGAUCAAGAUCCCGUCCGACACGCUGUCCCUCUACCCCGCCUUCGACAUCUACUACGUCUACGGCUUCUCCAGCCGCAACUACGUCUACUUCCUGACGCUGCAGCUGGACACGCAGCUCACGCAGAUGGACGCCGGCGGCGAGAAGUUCUUCACGUCCAAGAUCGUGCGGAUGUGCUCCAACGACACGGAGUUCUACUCGUACGUGGAGUUCCCGCUGGGCUGCACCAAGGACGGCGUGGAGUACCGCCUGGUGCAGGCCGCCUUCAGGCAGCACCCGGGGCGCAGACUGGCCCACGCACUCGGCCUGGCGGAGGACGACGACGUCCUGUUCGUCGUCUUCUCACAG
This is a messenger RNA of Etheostoma cragini (Arkansas darter), 570 nucleotides long. RefSeq names its product plexin A3-like. Lineage: Eukaryota; Metazoa; Chordata; Actinopteri; Perciformes; Percidae. Gene Ontology annotation, molecular function: protein binding; semaphorin receptor activity. Gene Ontology annotation, biological process: regulation of cell shape; negative regulation of cell adhesion; regulation of cell migration. The record is from RefSeq and is a predicted model, not a curated record. The transcript is spliced from 2 exons. Gene Ontology annotation, cellular component: semaphorin receptor complex. The annotation marks the transcript as partial.